AUGAUAAACAACCGAGAUAGCCUCCGCGCAGAUCAGGGCAGGUUAGAUGAGGCCGAGCAAAUACUCAAGUGGGCGCUGGAGGGAUUCGAGAAGGUCCUUGGGCCCGAUCACACGUCAACGCUUGACACGGUCAACAACCUGGGCAUCCUCUACGCUGAUCAGGGCAAGCUAGAUGAGGCAGAAGAGAUGUACCAACGGGCACUGCAAGGAUACGAGACCAGCUUUGGGUCUAAUCAUCCGCUUUGUCGCAGUCUUCGUCGCACUCUUGCUACGCUUGAAGAUCAUAUAGUGGCUUAA
Messenger RNA from Alternaria arborescens, 297 nucleotides. RefSeq lists its product as hypothetical. The coding region runs from base 1 to 297 and encodes 98 amino acids. The transcript has a single exon. The record is from RefSeq and is a predicted model, not a curated record. NCBI's taxonomy places the organism in Eukaryota, Fungi, Ascomycota, Dothideomycetes, Pleosporales, Pleosporaceae. Gene Ontology annotation, molecular function: protein binding.